Trichogramma pretiosum is the source of this 6983-nucleotide messenger RNA. It is a transcript of the gene Arms, whose product is annotated as kinase D-interacting substrate of 220 kDa B. NCBI's taxonomy places the organism in Eukaryota, Metazoa, Arthropoda, Insecta, Hymenoptera, Trichogrammatidae. Bases 504 to 5570 code for a protein of 1688 amino acids. The record is from RefSeq and is a predicted model, not a curated record. The transcript has 20 exons. Gene Ontology annotation, molecular function: protein binding.
AAAACCGCCAAUCUCCUUAUCUCUCUCGCUCUCUUCUCUAUGUUUACCUGCCGUGAUAUUAAACUGACCAGCGAGAGAGAAGUGUUGAAUCGACGACGACAGCUCCUCCAAAUGUAUAUAGCCGAGACACACGACUGCGUUAUUCCCUCGUGGAACAAUGGCCGACAGGUGCCGAGCGCGAUAGUAGCCGCUUGAGAUCGGUGCUGACGACAAUUCUCGAGAAAUUUAACAAUCUUCGAAAUACCGAUUAUUGUCACUCGCGCGUUAGUUGCUUGUACGAGUGUAUCUUCCGUGCGCAAGAAGUGUGCCUGGUUAUUCGUUCUUGACAGUUUGUGGCGUUAAAAUAAUUCUUUUUGUUUUAUGUUAGUGCUUGAGUGUCGCGGAGUACGAGUGUCGUGUAAAUAGAUAAAGACAAUUACAGCACGACUAAUUGACAAUGAGCAAAAUAUUGAAAAUGGACUGGUUCAAGAGAAAAAAAGAUUACCCUGCAUCGGACAGACUCGAUGGUAUCGCUUUGCUACCGUAACCUGGUCACUUUCAUCGGCGAAGACAAUCUCAGCGGAUUACAGCACUUCCUCGAGAACAAAAGGACUCAGGUCGACGAUCGCGACGAGAAUGGCGUUACCGCUCUCAUAUUCGCGGCGACCAAGGGCAAGCUGCAGUUCGUCCGACACCUCAUCGACCAUGGAGCCGACGUCAACGCCGAGGACUCGGACAAUUGGACGGCGCUCAUGUGCGCGGCCAAGGAGGGUCACACCGAAGUCUGCAUGGAGCUCAUCGAGCACGGAGCCAAGCUCGAGCAUCGAGACGCGGGUGGCUGGACGGCGCUCAUGUGGGCGGCCUACAAGAACCACGGCUCGACGGUGACGCUGCUGCUGUCGCGCGGGGCCGACGUCAACGCGCACGGCAACUAUCACAUAUCGUCGCUGCUGUGGGCGGCCGGCCGAGGCUACGCCGAUAUAGUCAAGCAGCUGCUGUCCUACGGGGCCAAGGUCAAUGUCGGCGACAAGUACGGCACCACAGCGUUGGUGUGGGCGGCGCGCAACGGCAACGAGCAGAUCGUCUCGGAUCUGCUGGACGCCGGCGCCAACGCCGACACCGCGGGCAUGUACUCGUGGACGCCGCUCAUCGUGGCGACCCAGAACAAUCACGCGACGGUGGUGAACAAGCUGCUGAGCAUACCCUACCGGCCCAACGUCAACGCCGUCGACAAGGACGGCUGCACGGCGCUGUCGAUCGCCUGCCGCGAGGGCUACAGCGAGAUCGUCACGCAGCUGCUCAGCGCCGGCGCCUACGUCAACAUACAGGACAAGUCCGGCGACACGAAUUUGAUACACGCGGUCAAGGGUGGCUAUAAAGUCAUCGUCGAUGCGCUGCUCAAGAAGCACGUGGAGAUCAACAUCCCUGGAAAGGACCGUAAAACGGCCACUUACGUCGCGGUGGAAAAAGUCAACCCGACCAUCCUGAAGAUGCUGCUGCACAGCUCGCCCGACCUGGAGAUCGCCACCAAGGACGGCGACACGCCCCUGCUGCGCGCCGUCAAGCUGCGCAACGAGGAGAUGGUCCUGGACCUGCUCAAGCACCGGGCCAAGGUGUCCGCCACGGACAACAAGGGCGACACCGUGCUGCACAUCGCGAUGCGCGCCCGCUCCAGGCGCAUGGUCGAGAUCCUCCUGCAGAACCCCAAGCACAGCCAGCUGCUCUACAGGCCCAACAAGGCCGGCGAGACCCCCUACAACAUCGAUCUCGCCCACAACAAGAACAUCCUGAGUCUGAUAUUCGGCGCGCGACGCUUGAACACCAACGAGGACAACGAGAACAUGCUGGGCUACGAUCUGUACAGCUGCGCCCUGGCGGACAUCCUGAGCGAGCCCUCGCUCUCGACUCCGAUCACCGUCGGUCUCUACGCCAAGUGGGGAUCGGGCAAGUCGUUUUUGCUCAACAAGCUGAGGGAGGAGAUGAAAAAUUUCGCGCGUCACUGGCUCGAUCCGACGUUCGAGUUUUCCACCUUGCUCUUCCUCGUCAUUCUGCACAUCUCGCUCAUCUUCGGAGUGAUCCUAGGCCUCUUCACGCAAUCUUGGAUAGCGGGACUGGCUUCCGGAGUCGGCUUGGUCGUCUUGACGUACUUAUUGCUCAGCUGUGCCUACUACGCCAAUAACAAAUACGACUGGGACUGGCCGUACAACUUUACGACGGGCUUGAGCAAGAAGCUGAACUCGUUGAAGCUGCUGCUGCAGGUGACCUUCUGCCAUCCGCCGGGUCCGCCACCGACGCCCGAGUCCGAGGUCACCACCGUGCAGCCGAUCAAGUUCUUCUUCACCGAUCAGACUCGAGUCGGCACCACCGCAGCCGGCGAGAACGCCAUCGUCCAGAUGGUCGGCUCGCUCUACGACGCCAUCGAGGCUGAAUUCGGCUCGCUACCGACUCGUCUGUAUCGAGCUUUGAAGCCGAAAGCUUCCAAGACCAACGAGUCGUGGAAGUGGCGUCAAAUGUGCUGCAUGCCUAACGUUGCCAUAUUUGAAUUUUGCUUCAUCAGUUUUCUCCUUGGAAUCAGCGUACUCGCGGUUUAUCUCUUCGAAUUAUCAUCCGAGCAGCCUGUUCUCGAUCGAGUGACAGCUCACAUUAUCAUGAUCUGCAUAGCCGUAUUCAUAUCUGUCAAUGUGAUUGCCCAUGUGCGCACGUGGGGCAAGACGAUUCGCUCGCUCAUAUUUUCUCAGCGCAGGCAGCUGCGACGUCGCGUUGCCAAGUUGGAAAACUUGAAGAGCGAAGGUUUUAUACAGACGCUCAAAAGCGAAGUCAAUCUCAUGGUGGAAAUGGUCAAGUGCCUAGACAGUUUUACUAGUCAAAAGAGUAGAUUAGUUGUCGUAGUAGACGGUCUCGAUAGUUGUGAACAAGAUAAGGUGCUAUUGGUGCUCGAUGCUAUUCAAGCAUUGUUCAGUGAUAAUGGAUGUCCCUUCGUAGUUAUUUUAGCCAUUGAUCCUCACAUUAUAUCAAAGGCGGUGGAGGUAAACAGUCGACGCUUGUUUACCGAGUCGAAUAUAGGUGGCCACGAUUACUUGCGUAACAUGGUUCAUUUGCCGUUUUACUUGCAAAAUAGCGGCCUUAGGCAACUUAAGGUAGCACAAAACACUGCAAGAGAAAACAAUAGGAAAGCCAUGUGGAGCGAAGCCGAGGAAAGUGCCAAUUAUGCAGCAAAUCCAAUACAACGCUCGAUGUCGAAUCGCCGUUUGAGCACCGAGUCAACCGUCAUCAACAGCAAUGAAAAACUCAAGCCUCCCAGCCGAAAGGGUAGUCGAAAACUCAGAAUGAGCGACUCCAUAGCUAGUAGCAUUGGAAGCAAUUUAAAUAAAAUGGGCGGAGCUCAGGAUUUGAGCAAAAUGCUGUUGACUGACGACUACUUUAGUGAUGUCAAUCCACGCAGUAUGAGACGUUUAAUGAACGUCGUUUACAUUACAGGGAGGUUAUUGAAAUCAUUCCAAAUUGACUUCAACUGGUACCAUUUGGCCAGUUGGAUUAAUAUUACUGAACAAUGGCCAUUUAGAACUUCGUGGAUAAUAUUACACUAUGAUACAACCGAAGAUAAUCUCGAGGACUCCAUGUCUUUGAAAAAUCUAUACGAUAAAGUGCGCCCUCAAAUUCCUAUCUUGAAAGAUGCACAGCUUGAUAUGGAUCGCGACGAACGAAAACUAGACGCUUUUCUGACUUUCCAUCGUUCACGUCUACUCGUUAGUGAUAUGAAAGUCUUCUUGCCAUUCACCAUCAAUCUCGAUCCUUAUAUCAAGAAAAAGAUCAAAGAAGAACAGCAGACCAUGGAAGAAGAAGCCAGUCAACAGCAACAGCACCAGCAGAGCAUGUUCAAUUGGGCCAAUCCUGUGGUACCGAGUAUAACAAUGGAACCAAACUGGUCGAUGCAACGUGGCGCUCCGGCAAAUCGAUCUGUAAAACAAUCGCGCGCAACCGUAACACAGCAAAUACCGUCGGCUCCGCUCCCCAUGCAUAUGCAGGCACCCCCAAUGCCGAUGCCUCCUCAAUCAGUUGGUUGGUCGACGGCUGGUUAUGGCUAUGAAUGGCGCCCUCAGUGGCACCCUACUCAAAAUCUAAUGUCCAUGAUGGAUCCAAAACCAGUACCUGCUGUUGUGUUACCUCCUGAAAUAAUGGACCAAAAAUUAUCUACACUCACGGUGGACAAUAUCUGUGAUUUAUUAGAUAAAAUUCAAGACAUUAAUCCCCAAAAUUUACCAACUUACAAACGCGUUAUAAAAGAUAAUAACAUCACAGGCGCAGUAUUAUUAAACUGUGACAUAUUAGAUUUGAAGGAGGCAUUGCAUAUGGCAUUUGGUGAUUGGGAACUAUUCCGUAUUGUCAUUGUUUCUUUAAGAGAACAAGAACGAACAACCUUUACCACUACUAACGAGGAAGGCCCUAGAAGCGUUAGAUUCAUUGUUGGGGCUGAUGAACCGAACGCUAAGAAAGUAGAUCAUGCUACCCAAAAUACUUCAGUAAGAGUACCGUCUAUAGUUGAAAAAGAAAAAGGUACUUCUAGAACUGACGGACCUCCUAGAAGAGAUUCUACAAAACAAUCAAUAAUGGAAAAACAGUUGCAGGUAACACUAGAAGAGCAAAUGAUUUGUGGCGCUCUUCAAACUUUAAAUGAAGAGGCUUGCGAGGAUGUCUUGGAUGUACCGCCUGCACCUGUAGACUCACUGCCAGGUAUGCGAUCACGUGCCUCGAGCAUGUCCCAUCAAGAAACGGACUACGUGAUACUUCAGUCGAAUCCUCUUCUGCACUGGGUGCCGGUCUCGGAAGAGGCCCUGGCCGAGGACUCUAGCUCGGACGACUCCAUGGAUUCGUACGCCAUGCCCCAGAUGCAUCGAGCUAGCUCUCAGCGCAGCCUCUCGUCGCAUUGCAGCGUAGUGUCGAGCUGCUCGACCAACAAUCAUUACCGAACGCCACCGACGAGCGCGGGACUCCAUCAUAAACAGCAAUUGAGGCCCGGCUCGCUCAUGGUGUCGCCGCCCACAUCGCCGAAACCGGCGUCGCGCUCCAAGUCCACCGACAACUACGCCGAGGCCCUGAGACGGGGCAAUCGACGCUCGACCACGUCGCUCAGCGAGGAGCUCGGCAUCACCAUUCCCGUGCCACCGGUCACCUCGGGACUUCCGGCAAAAUUGAGUCGCCUCAAGGACAAGCUGCUGAGCCACGGCAAAUCGGGCCAGCAGCAGACGGGCAGCAACGAAGCGACUCUGUCGACGAGCGAGGACAGCGGCGGCGAGUCGACGCCGCUGGUCUCGGAGCUUUCGAGCCCCACCUGCUCGUCGGACACCACGUCGUCGAUGCGCAGCCCGGGUCCGACCGACAACAGCAGCGACUCGGUCUCGCCCACGACUGCCGGCUGCAGCACCGGCGGACACAUGUCGCGAGACUUGACGUCGAGUUUGGAGCACUGCGUCCUCGACAUGGGCGCGCUCGGUCUCAUGGUGCACGAAUCUACCGCUUCAUCGGCCAACGGCGGCCGAUCGCUGGCCCGACAAAACGCUCAGGAUUGGGAAAAUCCCGAGACACCCGUGUGAUUUACCGCGAAGCGCAAUCGAUAUCUGUUGUUGUACCAGUCACGAAAAUACGUCGAUGUUAUCUCCGUUUACUUUAUACAAAUUAUAAUAUAAAAAGCGGGGCUCAAUGUAUCUCGUGACUUUUUUUGCGCUUUCAGUACUCCACUUGUAUGAAUCGGCAAUUUAUGCCGAUCUCGUAUAUCUUUGAUGCAUUCCUCAGUUUUUCGAAGACUACAUGGUUGCUAUUUUAUACUUAUUGUAAUUAUCCGAUACUUAAUGUGUUAAUAACGUGUCUGAAACAUUUAUGUGACAUCGAAGUUCCGUUAUCGAUAUAUUCUAUUGAUUAACCGAAACAAAUACGACUGUUUUUUUUAAGAAAAUAAUUUUUCAGAAUGCGAGUGCUUAUUUGAAUUAGUGGAAAAAUCGUUUCGAUUUUAUGAGAACCUUUUUUUUCUCAUAAGAUACAAAUGUUUUUUAUAUGGUGAUCUGAAAAUCAGGCUGUUCCGUACUUUUUUAUGCCUCUUAUUUACUUGAAAAGUUACUACGAUUUUAUGCUGUCUUUAGUACGAUAUUAAGAAAAAUGUUUUUAAGUUAACGGCAUUUUUAGCAAUAAUUCCUUAAAAAUUAUUAAUUUUUUUGUUAUACGGUUGUAUCGUUUUCGUAUUUAAUGUGAAAAGGAAAUCAAAAUCAAUCGAGCUUUUAGAGUUGUAAUUUUUUACUACUUAUAGUUUUUGUAAGUAGACAUUUCGUUAACAUAAUCAUGGAAUUGAAGGCAUACGAUAUAUGCUCAAUGAGUUAGCUAAAUAAAAUUGCCAAUUAGUACUUGCAAACAAUUACAUUGGCAUUAGUAGUUAAAAUUCUUAUUGUAGAUAGUUGUUUAUAAAACACCGGAAUCUACUGUAACAAUUUAUACUUGGCAGUAUUACUUAGAAGAAAAUUUGGUGCCUUACAUGAUGAUAUAUUUAAUAAUUGAAAAUGUUUCUGGUAGUUUUUUCAAUGACGUUUAGCAGUUAGCUUGCAUUGCACGCUAUUAUUGCUGAUAUUGUAUGUUUAAGUGUAACAGUUUACCGUGUCAAUUACACUAGUUACGACAAAUAUAAUAUCACUUACAAUCAAUGAUCUGUUCUAGUUCGUAAAAUUAAUAGUUAAGCCAAUUUUCAGUUACUAUGUGUAAUAUUUCGUUACCAAUUACAUGUUAAGAUGUAUCUUUUUGUACAUUAAUCGAUAUAUUGUAAUAUUGAAGAGUAUUUUGUGGGAGGUGCUAUUUAUUGCUUAUCCACAAAAUAAAAGCUUGAAUAACUCGGUUAUUUACGAUUCAAUAUACAAAUAAUUUAUAAGUUAUAAAUGAUAAAUAAAUUAAUGAAAAUAUUUUUUCAAACCACUAAAGUUAAGAUGUUGAUAUGUAUUAAACAAAAAUGACAAAAUAAAUGAUAA